Molecule: messenger RNA, 915 nt
Organism: Penicillium verhagenii
Lineage: Eukaryota; Fungi; Ascomycota; Eurotiomycetes; Eurotiales; Aspergillaceae
Product: inositol oxygenase
Exons: 2
Coding region: 1-915 (304 amino acids)
Biological process (GO): inositol catabolic process
Cellular component (GO): cytoplasm
Molecular function (GO): iron ion binding; inositol oxygenase activity
Source: RefSeq, a predicted model, not a curated record
AUGGCCGCCGCCGUUCUUCAACCCGCGUUUUCAAACAUCGAAGCUAUCUCAGAUGAUAUCGAUGCUGUGAACGUUCUCAAAUCCCAGCCUUCGAAAGGCCUUUAUGAUGAAUCGGAAUUCGACAAGGCCAAAGACACGACGGGUUUCCGCCAAUUCAACGAUGCGUGUGACCAAGUCAAAAACUUCUACGCCACGCAGCACACUCUGCAAACAGUAGCAUACAACCUGAAAGCCCGCAACGACUUCCACACUCAAACACGCGCAAAGAUGACCAUCUGGGAAGCAAUGGAAAAACUCAACACUUUCAUCGAUGAAUGUGAUCCCGACACUCAAGAGUCUCAGAUGACACACCUUCUUCAAUCGGCCGAGGCCAUCCGCCAAGAGGGCAAGCCUCGCUGGAUGCAACUUGUUGGACUGAUCCAUGAUCUCGGCAAGCUGCUGUUUUUCUUCGGGGCUCAGGGCCAAUGGGAUGUCGUUGGGGACACCUUCCCUGUUGGGUGUGCUUUUGACGACCGAAUUAUUUUCGGGACUCAAUCUUUCAGCAAGAAUGAGGAUUUCAACAACCCUGUCUACAGCACCAAAUAUGGCAUUUAUUCCCCAGGCUGUGGUUUGGAGAAUGUCAUGUUGUGUUGGGGACAUGACGAGUACCUCUAUCACAUUGUCAAGGACCAAUCUACUAUUCCUGAUGAAGGACUCGCGAUGAUUCGCUAUCAUUCUUUCUAUCCGUGGCACCGCGAGGGCGCUUAUCAUGAGUUGAUGAACGAGCAUGAUAAGAAGAUGCUUGAGGCCGUGCGGGCCUUCAAUCCAUAUGAUUUGUACUCUAAGAGUGACGAGGUUCCAAACGCUGAAAAGCUGAAGCCUUACUACCUUGAGCUCAUUGAUGAGUUCUUCCCUCAGAAGGUUGUGAGAUGGUGA